CUCAUCACUCUUCAUAUACAAAAUGCGGCAGACAUUCAUUUCAAUUAUGUUAUUGUUUGCUGUCGCCGUUACUGCGAGAGGCUCGGAUUUGGGUAAAGACGGAUUCAAUUAUUAUAAAGAUUAUUUGCGAGCUAGGUCUGAUGACAUCUAUGUAGAUUCACCAUUUGAGGAUCGUGUAAUAUAUUUCUUUCGUACUCCACUGCAACAGCUAUACCCAGACUUGCCUGUAAUACAAGAAUACAGAAAAAGAACGGCUAAUAUAUUCAAAAAUCACAUGCUGAACAGAGAGCCGGGAGGUGUACCGAAUAAACGUACGUCCAAGACUGGUCUAUCACUCCUUAUGCAGAGCAAACAGGAUUCACAUCCUACAAGUGAUGAUGAACACUAUUGCCUCUACGGUAAAUAACGUAACAAAUUAAUAAAAGAGAGUGCUCAGCAUAAAAGAAUGCUAUUAAUUACCUCGUUAAAAUAAUUUAAUAUAAAAUGUAGCUGUUCAGAGAUGUCAGAUGUUUGUGAGUGUAUUGGAAGAAAAAAGUUA
Molecule: messenger RNA, 538 nt
Organism: Colias croceus (clouded yellow)
Lineage: Eukaryota; Metazoa; Arthropoda; Insecta; Lepidoptera; Pieridae
Exons: 6
Coding region: 23-406 (127 amino acids)
Source: RefSeq, a predicted model, not a curated record